AUGUAGCCAAGUGAGGAAUUUACUGCAUGCUGGAGUGAGAACAGCGGUGUGUAUGGAUUGCCUUUUUCUUCUAUCCUCUGCUGUCUCUGUCCCUUCUCUCACACUUGCUCUCUCUGCAGGACUAGGUGGCUAUGGAGCCUCUGAGCAUCCCUGUGGUGUUGGUUACUCUCAGCAGUUUCCUCAUCUCUCAGUGGAUCUUUCACGUCGCAUGUCCAUGGCUGUCCGAACGCCUCAUUCCGGCUUUCCUCACGCUCACACACAUGCAGAGGACAGAGUGGAGCUCUAGGGCCGUCUCUACAGUCCAUGCUUUGGUGGUGGGACUUUUUUGUCUCUACAUAUUACUUUUUGAUGAUGCUAUCAAGAAAGAUCCAGUUUGGGGAGAUCCUUCACUGGUGAAACUGAAUGUGGGCAUAACCACAGGCUACCUCAUUUCAGAUCUGCUGCUUAUGAUCUACUUCUGGGAUUUCAUAGGAGAGAAGUAUUUUGUCAUACACCACCUUGCUGCUCUUAUUGCCUAUUAUUACGUACUGAGUCAGGGAAUAUUGCCCUAUUUUGCUAAUUUCCGUCUGCUUGCUGAAUUUUCCACCCCCUUCGUGAACCAGAGGUGGUUUCUUCAGGUUCUGGGCUACCACAAGCUUUCCAACCCCAGCCUUGUUAAUGGAGUAGCCAUGGCCUUUUCCUUUUUCCUGGUGAGGAUCGCGGUCAUUCCAGUCUACUACAGCCAAGUGUACAGUGUGUACGGCACUGAGGCCUUCUACAGACUCACUCCGGGGGCUCGCAGCGCCUGGAUCCUCUGCAGCCUCUGCCUCGAUGUCAUGAACUCCAUGUGGAUGCGCAAGAUCCUUCGGGGGUGCCUGAAAGUUCUACGCUCCAGCAGAUCCCAAAAACCAGUGAUAGAGAAGGAGAACCCAAAAAUUGACUGAGACAAUUAGAGUAUUAAACCUAUCAUCUAAAUAGACAAAUACUGUGAUAUUAAACAUUAAGCCUCCAGGACCAUGAGGGCGCAUGCAAGACAAUACAGGGUCUAUACAUGGGGCUACAUUGCUGUAGUUGUACAAUUACUGACCGUAGGUAAUGUGUAGACAUGAAUAAAUGGUCAGUCCUCCUUUCCUCUACCAAUCAAUGGAAAGAAAAGACAAGACCUUACAUAAUCGAAACUGUGAAACGAUUCCACGUGCCCGACAUUUUCACUGCUGUUCAGCUGCUCAAACUAUUUUGAAAGCGACUGCACAGCACUGCAAACAAACAAUGUUUUAAAAUCACGCAUUAACAUAAUUUAUCAAGUAUUAGAAUUUCUAUUGUAGCCCUGUUUCAUUUUUGAUCAAAACUUUCCACUUGUUUUUCUUUUCACCCUAGUAAAUUUAGCUAGCUAAUAGAAAGCGAGGUUGCUGUGUCAGAGUACCUUUCAAUCACUGUUAGUGUUAAUAUAUUGAGAUAGGAGGAAGGGGCAGGGCUUACAGAGAGUGUCUGUUAAUAUACAAUAUAUAGCCAAAAGUUUUGGGACGUCUGCCUUUACAUGCACAUGAAUUUAAUAUGGAGUUGGCCUGUCUUUUGCAGCUAUAACAGCUUCGACUCUUCUGGGAAGGCUUUCCACAAGGAGUGUGUUCAUGGGAAUUUUUGACCAUUUGUGAGGUCAGAUACGAGAAGGUCUGGCUCGCAGUCUCCACUCUAAUUCAUCCCAAAGAUGUUCUAUCGGGUUGAGGUCAGGACUGUGAAGUUCCUCCACACCAAACUCGCUCAUCCAUGUCUUUAUGGACCUUGUUUGUGCACUGGUGUGCAGUCAUGUUGGAACAGGAAGGGGCCAUCCCCAAACUGUUGCAACAAUUGGGAGCACAACCUCUGAAAAACAACAUCUGUAUUCAGUGAUUUGGAGGGGUGUCCUAAAACAUCUGGCAAUGUAGAGGAUGAGACUUCAAAGAAGAAACAAAGAAAACUUCUGGCGUUCUUUUUGAAUGACAUCUCGUCCCAGAGUUCUCUAAAAUGGAAAAGGUGGAACCUCUUUUCAUUGAUUAAUGGAGUAAAGGAAGACUGACAACUUAUCAUAUCAAGAGAGUGUACAGUAAGCUGCAAUCUUACUUAAUAAAUUGUAAUCUUCAAAGUGACCUACACUUUAUAGUAGAUAGAAAUUAUUAUCUAAAAUAUUUCAAUUAGAGUAGGUGCGAGUUCGGUGUACCUGAUGAACUGGAAGUCCUGACAGCGCCUACUCCACCCGCACCUGCGGACAGGUUCGAAACGAACUCUUCACAUAUUAACCGAACGACUGAGGAUAAAAAUCCGGACAAUCAAAGGAUGCUAAGCUGCUAUGAAGCGAAACCAAAUUUGCCUUUAUUUUAUCGGAUGCAAUAAAGUCAGCACAACAUCAGCACAGUUUAAUGUAAAGGAACAAGUCCAUGGCUUAUGACUGGAGCAAAAUGGAUGCCGUGACUUGUUACUAUGUUAUACAUACAAGAAGGGACCAUGCAUGCCUAUAAAAAUGAUUUUAAUUCUGAAUUCUCUGGAUGAAUGUAAGUACUCAAACCCACUUGAAGCAACCUGUAUAAAAACCCUCUGCUCCGGAAUAUCAUGUGAACUGUGAUUUGAAGUAAUAUUAAUGAAUGAGUUGGAACAGAAAGUUGGAGAUUUUUUUUUGUUUUUACCAUGUGCUAUUUCUCACCAGAACUUUGAAUGUGUAACUAUAAAUUAUUGACUUAAGUGACUUUGUGUAUUUGUUGAAUGAAAUCUGUGUGGUGUUAUGAAACGUUAGAAGCGGCAACAGCAACAUGAUCAUUAAUGAGAGGAGGAAAAAAUACAUAAUAAUAUGAGAGUUCCCGAACUUGGCAGGAAAUUUGUAUGCACUUAUUUGAAACCAUAUUUCAUCAUCGGUUAAAAAAUGAUCCCUUAUAACAGUCCAAAGUGAAAGCAUAUCUGUUCGAGUGUUGUUUUUAUCUUGCUAUUGAUGGUCUUUCUUUUGCUGUUUUCCUGUUGUCUUAAUUAUGUUAUUGUUAUU
Molecule: messenger RNA, 2986 nt
Organism: Hemibagrus wyckioides
Lineage: Eukaryota; Metazoa; Chordata; Actinopteri; Siluriformes; Bagridae
Product: TLC domain-containing protein 4-B-like
Exons: 6
Coding region: 132-923 (263 amino acids)
Biological process (GO): lipid homeostasis
Cellular component (GO): membrane; endoplasmic reticulum
Source: RefSeq, a predicted model, not a curated record